Cyclopterus lumpus (lumpfish) is the source of this 3744-nucleotide messenger RNA. It is a transcript of the gene bbs10, whose product is annotated as Bardet-Biedl syndrome 10. Gene Ontology annotation, biological process: chaperone-mediated protein complex assembly. Gene Ontology annotation, molecular function: ATP-dependent protein folding chaperone; ATP binding. NCBI's taxonomy places the organism in Eukaryota, Metazoa, Chordata, Actinopteri, Perciformes, Cyclopteridae. The transcript is spliced from 4 exons. The record is from RefSeq and is a predicted model, not a curated record. The coding region runs from base 36 to 2009 and encodes 657 amino acids.
AGGAUACAGCGAAAGCGUUCCUGCUGGACUGACGCAUGUGUGCCUUGCAGGGUGUGGGGAUGCCGCUGGUAGAGCAUCUUCAUCUGGAACAUGUUCUGCAGACUGUGUGUGUGUUGGAGUCAGUCGUCCGCCGCAGUUUUGGCCCUGAAGGAGGACAGGUGCUGUUCACACAAGACACGGGACAAGCAAUGUUGAGCCGCAGUGGGACUCGCAUUCUCACUGCACUACGGCUGGAGCAUCCACUGGCCAGGAUGGUGGUGGAGUGUGUCUUGAAACACAGCACAGUAACGGGUGAUGGGUCCAAGACAUUUAUACUACUGAUGGCGUCAUUACUACGGAUAAUUCAUACAACGGCCUGCAAGGAGCCUAAUCUGUCUCUCACCUAUAACUCCAAGGCAGCAGCAGAGGCUGCCACUGCGAGGCACUUGGCUGACAACAUGUUGGCAUUUGCAUUGGAGGAGCUGGACGAUCUUAUUGCCAUAGGAGUGGUCCCGUAUGGAUGCUGUCUUUCUUGGGAGGAUUUUACUGCAAAAACACAAUUACAAGCACACACAAACAAUCACUGUGUUCAAAGUCUGCUGGCAUCCUUCUUUUAUUCACGCCUGGGUCGCACCCACUGUGAGUUCAUGAGCAACCUCACCUGUGAACUUCUUACUCACUGGAAGAUUGAAAAUGACUUACCUUCCUCAUCACUUCACUUUGUAAAUGACAACUUGGCUGCCUUGCAUACGGCUGUGUCAGGCUUCCCUAUUAGUUGUUCACGUUUGAUUAAGGGACAAGUCAUUCACAGGGACUUUGCUGCGCACUGCCCUCAGACUGACCACCAGCCGGUUAAAGCUGUCGUUUUCACUGGGUACCUGCAGCCAAAAUUGCUCCGUGCAGAAGAAGUGCUGGAGCUGGGGUGUGGAGUGCAAGGGAAGCAGAGAAAUAUUGUGCAUUUUAGCACCUGGGCAGAAAGGUCAUUGGAGUGUGUCAUUGCGAAACUGCAGAGUUUGGGUGUCUCUGUGCUCCUGUCUGCAGUGAAACAGACUGCUGCUGUCCUGGCUUUAGCUCUACAGGCAGAGAUGUCCAUUGUGGAGUGUGUGAGUGAAGAUGAGCUGUCUCUCUUUGCUAGGCUAAGUAGGGCCACGCCUGUCAGAGACUGCUGGGUGAUUGAACCAGAGCACGUUGCUACACUGACCUUUUGCAGACCAAUACUGCUGGGAGCUCAUAGGUAUGUCCAUGUGGCUUUCCAUGAUUCCGAGGAAAGGGUCAAGGUCAAACCCUGUAGUCUGGUCGUUUGUGGCCUGGGGGAAGGGCAAACUGACCAGUAUGCUUCAGCGCUUCGAGAUGCUAUCCGCAUGCUUCUUUCAACAUGGGAGCCAACAAAGAGGACCUUGCACUCCAACAAAAGCACAUCUUUACAUACGGACAAUCAGAUCGCCACUGCAACUCCCUCCAAGCAGUAUGUGUUGGAGCCAGGCUGUGUUAUCGCUGCUGGUGGGACAUUUGAGUUCCUCCUAAACCAUGCCCUCCUGCUACAUGGCAGCAGUUGCUCAUUUUCUGAUGACACAAUUAUGGGUGUCCCUGCUGUUUCCCAGCUCUUGGCGAAUGCUCUACUGAGCGUGCCACGACAGAUUUACUCCCACAGUCCACGGCGUUUCCUGCAGACUCAAACCAGACUACUGAGUUUUAUUCAAAAUCAUUCUCACCCUUUCAGCCUCGCACACAAACGAGAACCCAACACAAUCCUCAUACAGGUUGGGGAUGAAAGGGAAUGCCCUCUAGAUGAGGGUACACUAACCAAGCAUUGUUGUCCAGAAGCUGACCCGUCACCAAAGGUUUUCAUGUUGGACUCAGGCCUUGAAUCUGUCUCCUGUAAAUACCAGGUACUUUUGGCCGUGCUGCAGUGUGUCUCAAGUCUUCUCCGCGUAGACACCGUGCUGCACACACACACUGUCUUACACACUCAGUCACACAGGCUUCCAAACAUUUCCUGGGAGGGCACAGAGGACGAGGCUGAAGACUGAGAUUGUAUUAUGUCCCGAGAUGAAAUCUAUAAACAUAUUUUCUUUCAAUACUUACUCAGGUAUCAUUCAAAAGUAGGAGGACAUUAUUUUUUAAUAUUGCUACAGUCAUUUUUUGUAUGUCCAGUGUUUUUUUUUGCCUUCAAAUAAUGUAUUUGAAAACCAAGUUCAUACUUCCACUGAGAUAGUAAACUACAUUUCAUGGCAGCACUGUUAUGGUGCUUCUGUACCAACCUGUCUGAAUCAAGGUUAGGUUUGGCAAUAACUGUAAAAAAGAAAACAUCAAACAACUUCGUGUUGAUCUCUGUCCAGGACAAAAUGUAUCUACUGUGUUAUUGUGAAGUAGUGUGAGUGAGUAAAUAUGGAUGUUGGCCUUUCCUCUUGAGUUCUCAUUAGGGUUCCUUUUUUUCCCUCCACAUUUCUCUUUCUUAUCUCAGCUUCCUGCCCUCGUUCCCUGGCCAACACAUUAUGUUACAUAAGAGGCACACACACACAGAACAACAUGGGGACAUCAUCUCACGCAGACAUACACCCCUUUUUAUAAUCAGCGGUAUCGUGGGGGUGGGGUGUCUACCCGGCUGUCAACAACCAAAUUAAAUUGUACUUCCUUGCGCUAUAAUCAGAGGAACUCGAACUCUAUUCGCACCUCUUUUUGGUGAAAUAGUGAGUCAUUGAAAAUGGCUAGAUUAACUAUCAUCCAUAAUUGUGCUGUUUACUGUAAUCAGUCUGCACCUAGUUUUCAACACAGGUCUUUCGCAAUUUAAUUUUGACGACAUGACUCAGAAACAAAGACAGCUCUUGGCUUGUUUCGUGUUUUGGAUCAAACUACAUGAGUCACACUUGAUGGUCACAAAUAUCAAAGAGGGUAAGGCUGGGGUAAGUACUCAGCAUGUUUUUGUUUUUUCCCACUGCGCACACGGAAAAUAACCUGGAGGUUGUUUUCAGUUUUAUCAAGACCCCUUCGCCCUUAUCAACCCGACAUGCUCCCUUUCUCCCACAAAGCUAACUCUAGCUAACAGACCAGAGACAAUUUGUGAAUGCAUCAAUCUAAUAGUGAAGAUUUUUAUUUCUAGUUAAUAGAACUUUACCCACAUACCUUUUGAGAAUAGGCUUAAUGAAACAUUACAGAUAAUUUGGCUGUGUGUGUGUUGCUUCCAUUGUAGUAAGAGAAAGAGGGAGUUGAGUGCCAUAAUAUAAACCUACCGAGCCAACUCAGUCAGUACAUUUUGGUUUAUUUGGUUCUCAUUAAUAUUUGUCUCCGUGAAACAUAGUGCAUAUGGUAUAAAUCAACUCAAUCUCUGUAAAAUAAAAAACAUUAUAAAAUACAAACCACAUAUUAAACCACAUGUACUAUAUUACCACCUAAGUGCAUGAAUCUUUUACAAAUAAAAAAAUGAAGACAUUUACAAAACGUGACAAAAAUCAAAGGCGACUUUAGUAAAGGGGAAGUACAAAAGGAAACAAAUGAAAUGUCACAAUGAAGGAACUAAGCUGCUACUCGGUCACUGCAGUUCACAGCUCGGCAUUGAAUUGUCUACGAGUCACCAUGGUUUGACUUUGAUGUUGUAAAAAUAAAAAUAAUUUCAUUGGCUCCUGCUGUAUUGUGCUGAAGUGGGAGUGGUUUCCUUUUUUAUGGCCCUGAUCCAUGACUUCUGUCUGGAAGGUGACCCCAAGUGACGGCAAUAGAAGUGUGAUCAGUAUACAAUAAUAUGAUCUUUUGUUUAGAUAAUUAGCAGUU